Molecule: messenger RNA, 1274 nt
Organism: Suhomyces tanzawaensis NRRL Y-17324
Lineage: Eukaryota; Fungi; Ascomycota; Pichiomycetes; Serinales; Debaryomycetaceae
Product: aminoacyl-tRNA hydrolase
Exons: 1
Coding region: 489-1091 (200 amino acids)
Cellular component (GO): cytosol; mitochondrion
Molecular function (GO): peptidyl-tRNA hydrolase activity
Source: RefSeq, a predicted model, not a curated record
AUGAAAAUUUUUUAAGUGUGUAUUCAUGAAAUAGCAGAAGAAUGCUCAAUAGCGCUCAUAGUUAUAUACUAGUUUCUUCUAAUAAUGGCUUUUACUAUAAAUCGAAAAAUGUCCCUAAAUGCUUCGACUCCUGAAAACCAGACUGUUCAAAAAUGGAAUUUUACGAACUCUGAAUCUGGGAACCAGUAUUCUCAAGAGGAAAUUGACUUGAACAAAAUCUAGAUUACCUAUUAGUGAAGUAUGGUUCCCCAGAUUGUGAAAUAAAGAUAUUGAUACAUAUUUACCUGUCUAUAAGACGCUUCUCAAUCACAGCUUUGGGGCAAUUUUACCCACCACUAUACUAAUUCAAGGACCUUACCCAAUCGCACAGGCUGCUCGCACAUGAACACCCCAUCCUACCUCUUUUCUUAAUUAACUUUAAUGUUCAUCUACCUAAAAAAACUAAUUCUCACUGGUGAAUCAUCGCACUCAUCACAACCCCACUUAUCAUGGUCCAAACCAACGUCAGCCAAUUGGCCACUGUAGGCUUGGUUCUGUUCGUGACAGGCUACUAUCUCCAUCAGUAUCUUUCCAAGCCCCAGCCCCGCAGGACCAAAGCCAGGUCGUCGUCUACUGCCUCGGGUGCCUCAUCGGAUAUCACCACCGAUGCCUCUUCCGAGUCAGAAGAAUCCGAAGAUGAAGGCAUCGAUGUCGACUCCAGACCCCUCAACGAAGUUCCUGGUGAAGUAAGAAUGACCCUUAUCGUCAGACAAGACUUGAAGAUGGGCAAGGGCAAGGCAGCAGCCCAGUGUCUGCAUGCGACCUUGGCCUUGUACAAGAAGAUCACCAACCCUGAAUCCGAGGCAUACAACCCUGAGAUGGUACAACGGUGGGAGUAUGGUAAUGGACAGGCCAAGAUUACCUUGCAAGUGCCAAACCAGGAGGAAAUGGACACGUUGUUUGCCCAAGCGAUCUCGUUGGGGAUCAACUCGUACAUCGUUCAUGAUGCUGGAAGGACCCAGAUCGCUGCGGGAAGUGCCACGGUGUUGGGCUUAGGUCCUGCGCCCAAGGCUGUGAUCGACGAAAUCACCAGCAACUUGAAGCUAUACUAGCUGAUGGAAUCAGUCGCGAAGAGUAGCUGAAUGGUAGAACACAUCGCUAGAGAGCAGCAGGGCGGUCGACUGGUACCCCAUGUAUUAGCAUGUUGGAAAGUUCUAACUAAUUUAAAUACCUCCUUGCAAAUAAUCCAUACGGGAAUUAAUUUAUUCUUUUAUGUAGAUGUUAUCUGAAUGCGG